AUGGAGCGUCUCAACCAGAAGACCAUCACCGUUUCCCGUUCCUACACUUACACUUACUACACUCACCCAGCCAACGAAGGCCGGCCAACUGUUCUUCUCAUCCACGGCUGGCCCGACAGCGCAGAGACCUGGUCCGGCUUCAUCACAGAGCAUCUCAUCCCCAGCGGCUACGGGGUCGUAGCUCUGGACUGUCUGGGUUAUGGCGGCACCUCGAAACCUCUAAACGAGAAAGAGUACGACUUCCGCGCCAUGAGUGCAGACAUCGUCGACACAGAGAAGUUAACGACGGUGGCCUGUCUGGCGCAUGACUGGGGCGUCGGCCUCGCAAGCCCCGUAUCAUACUUCCCACCUAUGCCUGCCCCAUUCGACCUAGACGCCCUGAUCCAGUACCAGCUCCAGCAUCAAACUCCAGACAAGCCAUCCAUCACAUCCGAGUACUGGCGGCUCUUCACCCCGGACGACGCACCGCAGAUCUUCCUCGCGCACCUCGAAAGUCUGUGGACCGUCCUGUACGGCGAGCCCCAAACCUGGCGGGAACUCUGGUCCGUCAGGGACGGCAUGCGCAAUUUCCUGCUGGCCGACAGACUGUAG
Messenger RNA from Exophiala xenobiotica, 591 nucleotides. RefSeq lists its product as uncharacterized. The record is from RefSeq and is a predicted model, not a curated record. Bases 1 to 591 code for a protein of 196 amino acids. NCBI's taxonomy places the organism in Eukaryota, Fungi, Ascomycota, Eurotiomycetes, Chaetothyriales, Herpotrichiellaceae. The transcript has 3 exons.